Molecule: messenger RNA, 863 nt
Organism: Aedes aegypti (yellow fever mosquito)
Lineage: Eukaryota; Metazoa; Arthropoda; Insecta; Diptera; Culicidae
Exons: 2
Coding region: 136-801 (221 amino acids)
Source: RefSeq, a predicted model, not a curated record
CCCCGGCCCGCCGACUAUCGGGAUGCUGGAUCUCAGCGAUGUUCAUUUCUGCGCUAGUUCUGAGCAACGGAGGAUCGUUUUCGGAGGGCGGUCUCGCAUAAUUGACCUUAUAGUAGUUUACGCGAAAAAAGAGCGAUGUGCAAGUAUAAUAGUAGAUUGUUCUGGUUUUGUUGGGCGGGAACUUUAAGUUUAGUUUGUGGUUUCCCGGUGCUUACCUACGAUGAUGAUUAUAACAGUGCAGAGGAUGAUUAUGACGUGAUUUUCGAUCAACGCCAGAAUGGAACUGAAAACGUGCGUUUGUCGGUGGAUGGAAUUAUGAUUGCAGUACCAGCCCCUCCAAGUCAAUCUGAUAUCUCGACACUUGCUAGCAGUGCUUUGCUGGAUAUUCUUAGUUCUCAGGUCGGUUCAUUGGAUAGUGAUAGUUCCGAGGAAGAACCGAGUAAAUCAACCACUACUUCAACAACUACUACGACCACAACCACAACUCCCGUGCCCACUUUCCAGGAUCAGUUGGUACCGGUUAAUUUGUUGGGUCAAAGUUUGUCCUUUCUUUUCAACAAAGGAGCGGACAUUCCAAUCAAAAUAGGAUCUCAUUUGAAACCAGUUAAAGGUGGUCAACCAAGUUUAUUUUUGCUCAAGAAGGAAGCAGUUGAACAUGAGAGCAAUGCGGAAAACGAUUCCACGGAAGACACAGAAUUGCAACCUGGCCCACCGAAGAAGUCCUCCAAGCACAAGCGACGAUAUAAACUGAGAGUGGCCAGUUUAUUGAAGCCAAUGCUGCAACGGACUUAUGUGGCUUAAGCCGACCAACAGAUAAACUUGUGAUAGGGUAUUUAUAAAAAUAAGUAUAAUUUCAUAUUUAA